Molecule: messenger RNA, 2243 nt
Organism: Gordionus sp. m RMFG-2023
Lineage: Eukaryota; Metazoa; Nematomorpha; Gordioida; Chordodea; Parachordodidae
Product: mitochondrial tRNA methylthiotransferase CDK5RAP1-like
Exons: 11
Coding region: 1-2004 (667 amino acids)
Biological process (GO): tRNA modification; negative regulation of cyclin-dependent protein serine/threonine kinase activity
Cellular component (GO): mitochondrion
Molecular function (GO): methylthiotransferase activity; 4 iron, 4 sulfur cluster binding
Source: RefSeq, a predicted model, not a curated record
AUGAAGUGUCCAUACGAUCAUAGGCACGGAAAUCAAAUAAACAUGCUUGAAAAAAUUAAAAAAAUUUUGCUAAUUAAUAAUGUUUUAAGAAAUAUUGUAAGAUCCAAUCAAAAUACUAAAUUAAAUACCGAGGAAAAGUUAUCAAAUGAUCCUUCUUUAUUUGAUUUUUUGGCUAAAACUAAGUCACCUAUUAAAUUUGAAAAGAUUCCAUACAUAAAUUAUGACAUAUUGAAAGGGCAGAAGUUAAAAGUAUAUUUUGAGAUUCAUGGUUGCCAAAUGAACUUUAAUGAUGCCGAAAUUGCUUGGAGUAUUUUGAAAAAUAAUAAUUAUAUUAAGAUUGAUAAAUUACUAGAAGCUGAUAUUAUUCUUAUUGUUACUUGUGCCAUCCGUGAAAGUGCAGAACUCAAGAUAUGGAAUAAAUUACACAGCCUAAAAUAUUUGAAAAUUCAACGUGAAAAACAAAAUCUUUAUCCACCAAUUAAAAUAGGGAUAUUAGGUUGUAUGGCAGCAAGAUUGAAAGAAAAAAUAUUUGAAUAUGACAAUAUGAUAGAUUUUAUAGCAGGACCUGAUGCCUAUAGAGAUCUACCUAUUUUGUUGGCUUCUGCAUAUCUUAAAUCCUUGGAUAAAAAUGAGUCAAUUAAUGAUAAUUAUCAGCCACAAAAUUUAGCUAAUGUGUUAUUAUCAUUAGAUGAAACAUAUGCUGAUAUUAUCCCUGAGAGAUUUAAUUCUCUAUCCCCAAGUGCAUUUGUGUCUAUCAUGAGAGGAUGUAAUAAUAUGUGUUCAUUUUGUAUAGUGCCAUUUACACGAGGGAGAGAGAAAAAUAGAUCAAUCCAAUCAAUAACCAAUGAGAUUUUGUGCAUGACAGAGCAGGGAGUUAAAGAAAUAAUACUACUAGGGCAAAAUGUCAAUAGCUAUUUCGAUCCAGUGUCUUACCAUGAACAGUCUCAUAAUAUUGAAAAAGGCGAAAUGAGUCCCAACCAAACUACUAAACUUUACUCUAACACUACUCCCUACAUGAGCAAAGGUUUCACCCUCAAUUAUAAGAAAAAAACUGACUAUUCAAUCACCGGGGACUCAUCGUAUCAAAACUUCCAUUAUCAAAAUGAAGCAACGCUUAAUUGCAUUCGUGUUACGAAUAGUGCUGAUAAAAUUUCAAGGUUUCCCCAUUUAAUUGCAGCAGUCGCGGAAAAAUUUCCGGAAGUUAGAAUUCGUUUUACGUCACCACACCCUAAAGAUUUUCCCGACGAACUGUUGCACAUCAUCAAUCACUAUCCAAAUAUUUGUAAACAAAUCCAUCUGCCCCUUCAAAGUGGGAGUACCCGUGUUUUGCAACUUAUGAAACGUGGUUAUACCAAAGAAGCAUAUCUGGAACUGGUACAAAACAUCAGAUCUAUCAUCAAAGACGUCUCAUUGACUACCGAUGUAAUAGCUGGGUUUUGCGGGGAAAGCGAAUCCGAUCACUUAGAUACUUUGGAUGUCCUUUCUCAAGUCCGAUUCGAUUACGUAUAUAAUUUUGCCUACAGCAUGAGAGAAAAAACCAGGGCACAUAGGACCAUGAUAGACGAUGUGCCCGCCGAAGUCAAGAAUGAACGUUUAGAAGAGAUUAUAGCUCUGAGUCGAACUAUCAGUUUGCAAAAUUUCCAAAACAAAUUUGUAAACUCCCCUCAAGAUACUCAAUUAGUGCUUGUUGAAAAGGCAAGCAAACGAUCCGACAACCAUUUAUGCGGCAGAUGUGACUCCGGGAUCAACGUGAUUUUCCCUAAAAUUAAAGUCGCCUCCGAAUUUGAAGAUCAUUUUGAUGCUUCGCAGAGAGAUAGGCCAACCUUAAGUGGAGAUGGGGGUGAAAUAAAUGGAAAUGCCUUCAAAUAUCCAGAGAUAGGAAAAUACGUUGCUGUUAAGAUUACCGGAUGUACCUCGCAAACCCUUAAGGGCUUUCCUUUGUUCAAUACAACCUUAAAAGAUUUUGAAGCAGUUAAGAAAAAUACGAGCUCCCGAAUAACUUGAUAAUAAAAAAUCAUUCUUUUAAUGGCUUGAAAAAUUCUUUGCCUUGUGUAUUAUUUUAAUUUAAUGAAGGCUAAUUUUUAUCAAAUCCCUCAUCAUGUUUAAAUAUGUUGCGCCUUUUUUUUCUCACCCAAUUACAAAUGUAUUUAAAAGAUAAAUAGUGAUAAAUAUAUUUAGAGUAUUAUUGUAUUUUUUACCGCAAUAGCAAGAUGGGCUUUUAUGCCCUAAUUUAAACAACGAUU